Stegastes partitus (bicolor damselfish) is the source of this 777-nucleotide messenger RNA. RefSeq names its product enkurin, TRPC channel interacting protein (gene enkur). The record is from RefSeq and is a predicted model, not a curated record. Gene Ontology annotation, molecular function: calmodulin binding. The transcript has 5 exons. Gene Ontology annotation, cellular component: acrosomal vesicle; axonemal microtubule. Bases 1 to 777 code for a protein of 258 amino acids. Lineage: Eukaryota; Metazoa; Chordata; Actinopteri; Pomacentridae.
AUGUCUAAAGCCGAGUAUCCACCAGAAAGCAUCUACGCUCAUCUUCCAGAGGAGGAAAGUCAUACUGAAAAACCUCCGAGGUAUGUGUCCAAGUUCAGACCAACUGUUGUUCUGGAAAACAAGUUAUCUAAGGACACAAUGAGAACGAUGGGACCAGCGAAAGUAGAAUUGCCUUCUCCAGAUAAAUACCUUAAGAAGAAUUCAAAAGAGUCCAAACCCUAUGAAGCGACAGAGUGCUCCAGAGGUGCUCAUAAAACCUGCUCCUGCACUGAGAGGAAAGCACCAGUUCCUGCAAGGACUGACAACCCACUCAUGGGAAUUCACACCAAGAGGGACUUCAUAAAGACAGCUGUAGCAGUGCCUAAGAAGCCACAGCCUAUAUGUGUCGACACUAACAAGGGACACAAGCAGCCCCUCGAAAACUCAGGACUUGUCCCCAAGUUCAUCAAGAAAACGGAUUAUGGUAAAGUACCUGCAUACCUGCAGCAGCGCAAUGACGAGAAGCUGAGGGCUCAGGAGGAGUACGAGAAGUUUAUAAAGGAACAGAGGGAGCAGGGAGCUCUGAGACAGGUGCCAGAAGAGGAGCAACAAGCCGUCUUGGAGAACCUGAAGAAGAACUGGGAUAUGCUGCAUCAAGAGUACCAGAGCCUCCCUCUGUUCAUCGAAACCCUGUCACAGAAAGCCCACAAGAUCCAGCUUGAAACAGAAAUGAAGCAGCUGGAGAAGGACAUUAGCUUCUCUGAGAGGUUCAAAACCAUCUACGUAUCCAAAGAUUAG